Messenger RNA from Chelonoidis abingdonii (Abingdon island giant tortoise), 2040 nucleotides. The record is from RefSeq and is a predicted model, not a curated record. NCBI's taxonomy places the organism in Eukaryota, Metazoa, Chordata, Testudines, Testudinidae.
AUGGUAUUUAAGCGUGAGCCUGGCUUUAAGCAUUUCAAAAAACAUCGUUCUUCCCAUCUGCACACAAACAACUUUGCAAAAUCUGUGGUAAACCUUGUAGAUGCAAUAUACAAGGAACAGCUGAACACCAGGGUGGUUUUGGUUGCUGUGGAAACCUGGACAGAUAGGGAUCGUAUUAACAUUCGCCCUGACCCUUUGCAGAUGCUUCAUGACUUCUCCAGAUAUCGACAGCACUACAUCAAACAACAUACUGAUGCUGUACACCUGCUCUCGAAUGUGACAUUCCACUACAAGAGGAGCAGCUUGAGUUACUUCGGAGGGGUUUGUUCUGUGACCAGAGGAGUUGGAGUGAAUGAGUAUGCCCUCCCAUUGGCUAUGGCACAGGAAUUAUCACAAAGUUUGGCUCAGAACCUGGGAAUACAGUGGGAGCCAGCAACCAGAAAACCGAAAUGUGACUGCAUAGAAUCCUGGGGUGGCUGCAUCAUGGAGGAAACAGGGGUUUACCACUCCAGAAAAUUUUCAAGAUGCAGCAUUGCAGAAUACAAAGAAUUUUUACUCAGAGGGGGAGGUGCCUGUCUUUUCAACAGGCCAACAAAGUUGUUUGAAACUCCUGAAUGUGGAAAUGGAUAUGUAGAAGCAGGAGAAGAAUGUGAUUGUGGUUUCCGAAUGGAAUGCUAUGAAAACUGCUGUAAGAAGUGCUCUCUCUCUAAUGGAGCUCACUGUAGUGAUGGACCCUGCUGUAACACAUCCUGUCUUUUUUUCCCACGAGGCUAUGACUGUCGAUAUGCAGUGAAUGAGUGUGAUAUUACAGAGUACUGUACUGGCGACUCUGGUCAGUGCCCACCAAAUCUUCAUAAACAAGAUGGAUAUGCUUGUGAUUCUAAUCAGGGACGUUGCUAUAAUGGAGAAUGCAAGACAAGAGACAAUCAGUGCAAAUACAUUUGGGGAAUUAAGGCUACAGGGUCUGACAAAUUCUGUUAUGAGAAGCUUAAUACAGAAGGCACAAAAAAAGGAAACUGUGGAAAGGAUGGAGACCAAUGGAUUCGGUGCAGUAAACAUGAUGUCUUCUGUGGCUUUUUGCUCUGCACUAAUCUUACUCGGGUUCCACGAAUUGGUCAUCUUCAGGGAGAAAUUACCCCAACCUCUUUUUACCACCAGGGGCGUGUAGUGGACUGCAGCGGCGCUCAUGUACUUUUAGAUGACGAUACAGAUUUAGGAUAUGUGGAAGAUGGAGCUCCAUGUGGCCCUCACAUGAUGUGUGUAGACAGGAAGUGCCUACCAAUUCAGUCUUUGAACAUAAGCAGCUGCCCUAUUGGUUCUGAUGGAAAAGUCUGUUCAGAUCAUGGGGUGUGUAGUAAUGAAGCCACUUGCAUUUGUAAUUUCUCCUGGGCAGGGACAGACUGCAGUAUUGAUGACCCUAUCAGGGAUACUUCCAACAAGAAGGUUGAAGGACCUAAGGGUCCUAGUGCCACCAAUCUUAUAAUAGGUUCCAUCGCUGGUGCCAUCCUGGUAGCAGCUAUUGUCCUUGGGGGGACAGGAUGGGGCUUUAAAAAUGUCAAAAAGAGAAGGUACGAUCCAAAUCAGCAAGGUCCUAUCUGAAGGAACUUAACUGGAAAAGCUUCUUCUUGCACUACUGGAUUCUAGGUGUGAAGUCUUUGCUGUCACUCUGCAGGAACUCAAUAAAGAAGAACAUUAGAAACGACAAUGACUAAAGUUGAGUUGCUGGGGAUGCAGUGAAGGAACAGUGUCUUUUUUGGAGAUAAGUUCAAAUACUCCCUUCCUUUCAUCUUUCUCUUCAAAAAAAGACAGCAAUGGACAACUGUUUCUUUUUUUGUUUUGUUUUUUCAAAGAAAGAAAGAAGGGGCAAACCAACCAAGUGCAAUAAGAGAACUGUUUCAAAAUAGUAAACUAGAAGAUUUUUUUCCCUAGCCUGUUGGCACUCUAACUUGAGUUCGCAUGACUUUUUUUUUUUCAUAUUAAAUGACAGACUCCAGUGGCAUGAGCAGCUAAUUUUGGAAAGGGUAAAUUGCAUGGCAUAUA